GCGGAAUGAACCAAUCGGACGACGGGGAUCCUUUAUGAAUAAGCAUGCCGCUAUAAAUAUAUUCCCUUUUAUAUUGGCUGGUAGUUGAGUUAGCAGUGGCAAACGGAGGCGGCUGUGGACAGUAGUUUUGUGUGUAACUUUGUGUUGUGUGUCUUUAUUGCGGCUGUGCUGUUGUUGUAACUCUUUUAGUUCUUAUAACCCACUGUUGUAGAAUUACAUUAUCACCAUGGUGGUUGGAGAAGACCGAAAACUGUUCGUUGGAAUGCUCAAUAAACAACAGAUAGAGGAAGAUGUGCGACAACUAUUCAGUCCGUACGGAGCUAUCGAGGAGUGCACCAUCCUCCGCGAUCAAAACGGCAACAGCAAAGGUUGUGCAUUUGUGAAGUACACAUCCCAUAGUGAAGCGCAGACGGCUAUUAACGCACUCCACGGCAGUCAAACUAUGGCUGUAAGUACGGGAGCGUCCUCAAGCCUGGUUGUGAAGUUUGCAGAUAACGAGAAGGAAAGACAACUCCGCCGCAUGCAGCAGAUGGCCGGACCACUCGGACUCCUCAGUCCCCUGGCGCUGUCGCAGAUCGGAGCUUACGGCGCAUACGCACAAGUUCCACAGGCAUCGGUGGCGUCGUCCCAACAGAUCAUGCAGCAGCAGGCAGCAUUGAUGGCGGCUGCGGCAGCACAAGGCACGUACCUCGCGAGCCCCGUCAACCUGCUGGCAACACAGAUGCAGCAGAUUGGUGGCCUCGCCACACCCAACGGCAUCGCAACCGCGGCCAUCACCCCAACAACAGCUACACUGGCCAGUGGUGAACUGGUUCGAGCUGGCUCCGCUACCCAAGCUAUAAAUGGAGGACCUCCGAGUGUUCUUUCUCCGACGGCGAUGGCGAGUUUUGCCAUGCCGCAAGCUGCCAAUGGACAGCCGCCAGAAGUAUACACUAAUGGGAUUGCUCAUUACCCAGCACAAGCCGUUACCAAUGGUGACCCCUUACAGUCAUAUGCCGCUCUACAGCCUUACGCCAGCAUCGCUGCCUAUCCCGCGAUGUAUGGACAGUUCCAGCAGGCGCUGACUCAACACACGGCGGCCGUUCUGCCCACAGCUCAAAAAGAAGUGAUUCCAUUUUCAGGCCCGGAGGGGUGCAACCUCUUCAUCUAUCACUUACCACAGGAGUUUGGUGAUGCGGAACUCGCACAGAUGUUCAUGCCGUUCGGCAACGUGAUCAGCGCCAAGGUCUACGUGGACCGGGCCACCAACCAAAGUAAAUGCUUCGGCUUUGUGAGUUUUGACAAUCCGAGCAGUGCUCAAGCUGCAAUUCAGGCGAUGAAUGGAUUCCAGAUCGGAAUGAAGCGAUUGAAAGUACAGCUCAAGAGACCGAAGGACGCCAACCGGCCAUACUAAAGCAUAAACACAGGACAAUACAAGUGCUAAAUGAGCCGACUAUUUGCCAAAAUAAUCUGCACCCGUCUACAGAUCCAGAAUUAAGAAUUAUCUACUUGUAAAAGAAACAAUAUUUUCUAACAAUAUUUUAAUGAGUAAUCUUUUUCCUAUACAUUUGCUAAUUCCACAUUUUAACAAUUUUUAUCAGCUUAUGAACAUACGCUUGCCAAUCUGGAAUAGUAUACAUGUAUAUUUAGUUAUAAAUGAUUGUUAUAUCGUUUGAGAUCGAUGUUUUUCUGUUUAAUAGGAUUCAAAUGUUUCAUUGAUGUAUUGAACUGUAGGUUUUAAUUUCAUCAACAUGAAUGUUCAGUGUAGUGGAUUUUCUACACAAAGUUCAGAUGAACAAAACGAAGAAAAACUUUGCGAACAGAUCCCACCGAUUUUUUUCUAGGUCACAAAGUUUGAUCUUGUGACAAAUGUAUUUGUAUUUAUUUAUUUUUGUUAAUAAAUGUAUGUUUGUUUCUUGUAAAGAGAAAGUACAAAUCUAAUUUUAUUGUUCAUUUAAGAAAGAUUACAGCCAGAUUAUAAAAUAAUUGUUUUAAAGACCAUUAUUUACACACAAAGUGUUCAGACUAUUUCCAGCAGUAACUUAUUUUAAACUUCAUCUAUACAUUUAAAACUGAUCUAAAGAUUUCAAUUUUAAAAUGUGAAAUCCAUUUUAAACUUUUUUUUUCAUUUUUUUUCACUAAAAUCUUUAUCACACAUGUUUAUAAACUGUUGUAUUGGAGUAUUAAUUAAAUACGUUUUUAAAUACUGUCAUGAAGCUAAAAUAUCUUCAUAAAUAUUAUAUUUUCUACUCUACUUUCCUAAUUGUUCUUGACUUUUGCACACAAAACAAAAAUCUUUAAAAAAAAAAGCAGAGGAACAUUUUCUAUUUGUAUAUCUUGUACAGUAAACAAAAAGUUAAGAUAUGUUAGUUACAUAAUAAACUUAUUUUAUGAAUGUUUGGUUUGUUAAUAUUUGCCGACUUCGCCUGUUUCUGUAAAUGCAGAUGUUGAAAACACAUCUCCAUUUCAAUGUGCGUGUUUUAUCGGUCGACACAUUCCAAUCUCCCGCCCUGUUAAAUCUAUGUGCUUGAUGUAAAAACAAAAUUACCAAAAAAAGAAAAAUAUAUGACGAAUUACAUAAUAUAUUAUAUUUUAACACCUAACAAGUUUUUUUAUUGUGUAAUACCGUUAUUACAUUAUAUUUUUGUGUUGUUUUUCCAUCAAAUACAUGCAUCUGUCGUACUUGAAAUGGAGACGUCGUAUCUUCUGGCCCAACGCAGACUGACUCGACAUAAAUAUUUAAUGCAUUCCCAUGUACAAAGGACUUUUCAUGGACCGGAAACGAACUCUUCGAGGCUGUAUUUUGUUCUUGUAAUAUAUAUGAAAUAUUUAUUUAAUCACUUGUUUGUUUGUCAUACUGAUAAGUGAAAAUUGUUUGAUAUUCUAAGUUUAUUUGAAUGUUCAUGAGGGAAAAAAAAAAAUUAUGUUUUUUUUUUUUUUUUUUUUUUUUUAAAUCGGCAUCAUUUAUUAUUUUUUGUUACACAGUCUGUGUCUGUGUUGAUUAGUCAUUCAUUGCAUGUGACUCACUGACUCUUUUUGAAUUGCACCAAUCAGGUGAUUUGUUGUAAACAUGCUGCAGGCAUUUCAUUGUUAGAGCAUAACUGAUUGGUUAGCAGUUGUUGCUGUUCAUCCAAUGAGAUAUUACGUUAUGUUCACCCUUAAAGUUGUGUAUUUAAAUGGGUCGAAUUGUUUAAUUCAUUUAAAAAUCUUAUAAUUAGUGAUUUUAACUGUGUGUUUUUUUUUCUUAAUUUAUUAUUUUUAAAUCUUGUGCGGGUAAACACUCGAUUUUCGUUUGAACAUGCUGAUGAUGUAUAUUUUAUUAAUUUUUAAAUAUAGACAACAUGUUGAACCUCUUGAGAAGUAGUCAGUUUAGCCUAAUGGGUAGGUCUACCUACUUUGUUUGUUCUUAAAUGUUACGGAAAAUAGCUUGUUUGUUUAUUGGUCUAUAUUAAUUUUAUUUAUAUUGUGAAUCUCAUGAGAGGAACAACUAGAUACUGUUUUUGAAUUUGUUUCUAGCUGUCUUUCGAUAUCUUUUUUCUUAAAGAAAUCAAAGAUGAAUUGUUCAGUCGUAAAUGUUGUUAGUUUUGCUUGUUUCUAUCAUAAUCAAAAUAUAUUGCUAAAAACAAGUGGUGCUAUAGAAUAAGUACAGAUGUUGGUCAACAGAAGGUAUAUCCAUGGAAGCUAGAUUAUUUUCUCUUAUUGUUCAUAUUGAAGAUGAAGUUUAGGUCCCCCAAGAAAUAUUUUGUUCCGUCUCCAUCAGAAAUGUUAUAUAUAUAUAAAAUAAAGUAAUUCUCAGAUGGAUAUUUCCAAAACAAAUUUUAAUAGAAACCAUUCCUGUAAUAAUGAAUAAGGUUUACAUUACAGUGAUAAAAACCAUACGAGUUAUUUUAUAUUUUAUUUAAAAACAAAAAUAAAAAAUCAUGAUUAAAAUUCAGCCAGUUUUGUUGAUGCUAAUAGAACAAAAACAACAACAAAAUCAAUCAUAACUUGUUGCCAUUUUAAUUUUAUGGUAAAUUAUUAUUUAAUUCAUUUUAAUCUAUGUAAAAGAUUAGAUUUUUAAUCUAUGCUUGACGUCCAAUAGCCGAUGAUAAGAUAAAAAAUCAAUGUGCUUUAGUGGCGUCGUUAAAUAAAACAAACUUUUUUUUUUAAUCUAUGUUGUUCAAAUUGAUAAAUUAAUGAAUAAAUCACCAAUUUAUUCUUUAAAAAGAAACAAAGAAACAAACAAAGAAACAACAACAAAAGACUAAUACAUCAAACUCAAUAUGGACGAAAAGGGAAAUAACUUUAAAAUUGUUACUUCAUGUGUAUGAUCGGAUUGGUUUUUCAGAAUUUCUAUAUUAUCAUAAAUUAUCUAUGAAAAAAACUUGUUUUAUUAACACACAUCAUUUUAGCAAUGUUAGUAUGUUAAUGUUGAUUGAUUUAAGAGGAAGGGACCUGUCAAAAAACAAGUUCCAGUGCUCAAGUAAAGCAGUGGUUCAAGGAGAAAUAAGCAAAAGAUUUAUUCUGUUAAUCUAAAGAGAGAUAAACCAUAUGACAAGGUCUGGUUGUCACAAGGGGAGAUAAACUAGAAAACAACCAGUAUCAAGGGAAAAUUAUUUAAAUCGUUAUAGAAAAAGCAAAAGCAAAAUCAUACUCGCUUUUAGUUCCUCGAAAUUGAUCAUUUACUAAUAAUUGCAAUAUAAACUGUAUUAACCAGGGGUGGGAAUUCUCCUCGGAUCCGCUGUUUUCCUCUCAUGGAACAUUGCGUUUUCUCACAUUUUAAUCGUCAUUUCCUCCAAAAUGUGUCGGAUCGCACAGAUUUUAACCUAGGAUUUCAAGAAUUUCCGGGACCCCUCUAGAUUUCCUUUUUUUUUUUUUUUACAGUUCACCAAUUGCCACCCCUGAGUAAAUGCCCACAUAUCAUAGCCUUUACAUAGGGCAAGAUCGGUUUGUACCAGUCGACAACAAAUAUUUCUUUUAUAAAGAAAAGCAUGUUGGAUGUUGAUUAUGGGAAUCAUAACGAUUUGCAGCUAAAAGCCAGAUUACAAGUAAAAGUUAUUUUGUCGUCUACCUGUUGAUUUAAAAGCAAACUUAUCAUUUGUUUCCACAACUUGUUAUCGAGAGUUAUUAUUUUGUUGGUACAUUUUGUUUUUAUGAAGUUCAUUAUUAAACUUUUUACUCAAUUAUCUGAAAUCAAAACUCAAAAUAUGUUUACAUUAAAGCAUAAAGUUAAUGUCUGUU
Molecule: messenger RNA, 5199 nt
Organism: Gigantopelta aegis
Lineage: Eukaryota; Metazoa; Mollusca; Gastropoda; Neomphalida; Peltospiridae
Product: CUGBP Elav-like family member 3-A
Exons: 11
Coding region: 227-1393 (388 amino acids)
Biological process (GO): mRNA splice site recognition; regulation of alternative mRNA splicing, via spliceosome
Cellular component (GO): cytoplasm; nucleus; ribonucleoprotein complex
Molecular function (GO): mRNA binding
Source: RefSeq, a predicted model, not a curated record